Messenger RNA from Mytilus californianus (California mussel), 723 nucleotides. RefSeq names its product short-chain collagen C4-like. The record is from RefSeq and is a predicted model, not a curated record. The transcript has 3 exons. Bases 1 to 723 code for a protein of 240 amino acids. Lineage: Eukaryota; Metazoa; Mollusca; Bivalvia; Mytilida; Mytilidae.
AUGUAUAGUUUCUUAAAUUAUUCUCUAAGUGAAAAACGACUUUUAAUAAAUGACCCAGAUAUACUUGUGGAACGUCUUGGUAUUCUCGAGAAACUAGUUCACCAACAGACAGAGACGAUCAAACAGCAGUCUGAUACUAUCAGUAAUUUAACGUCAAAACUGUCAGUUCUACAGGAUUCAAUUGGCUCAACUUUCGUUCUUUGGGGAAGAAGUGAUUGUCAAUCGAAAGAUACAGAACUUGUAUAUUCAGGUUUUGUUGGAGGAGGACAUUACAAUGAGACUGGAUCAUCACCUGAGUUCGUGUGCUUACCGACUGACCCUAAGUUAAGAGAGACAACAGGAGGGUAUGAUUAUGGCAGAAUGUAUGGAGCAGAAUACGGUACAGACUUCUGGGGUCAACAUCCUAACCCUUUUAACAACGAACUACCAUGUGCCGUUUGUCGAAGCCAGCGUACUUUCACUACCAUAAUGAUUCCAGGCAAAGACACGUGUCAGGCUGGAUGGAAAAUUGAAUACCAUGGAUACUUGGGAUCCAGUCACCAUUCGUAUACUUCCGGGUCAAUGUAUAUAUGUGUGGAUAUAAAUCAUCAGAGUGUACCAGGAGGUGGCAGUAGAUUUGAUGGAGGGAGGCGCGUGGUCAAUGUAGUCGCAGAAUGUGGAUCGCUGCAGUGUCCUCCAUACACAAAUGGAGACUCGUUUUCUUGUGUUGUUUGUUCAAAAUAA